CUUGUAUCACUGCUUGAUAGACCAAACCAAAGUCAAGCCAAUGGAAGCAAAAUGAUCAAUGUGAACCUCGUGGAUAUUGCAGUGGGAAAAGGGCAGGAGUGGAAUUCUGCUGUGACAUCUGCAAAUCUCCGUCUAUCACGAACCCCAGUCAUCGUGGCAACAGACUGAGACGGUCGGGUUAUACAGCAUCACCACGCUGGAAACGUGACCCAGAGAGAGGAAAAAUGCUGAUGCUGUGUAACGCGUGUGGGUUGGCGUUAGGCAGAUCCCGAGGUCCUCACUCAUCCUGCGCAGGUGCAGACGCUGAUGAACGCAGGAAACAUCAGGAAGCCCUUGUAGCCUUUGCUGUAUCUAUGACAGAGUUGCUGGGAGACCAAGAUGCCAAGAUGCUGUGCUGUCCUCUGUUUGUGAAAAAACCUUGUCAGUGUCUGCAGAACUACAUCAAAAAGACAGGGGUUGAACUGAGUGAAAGUCGGCAUCGAGCUGUGAAUCUCCUCCAGCUGCUGAAGGAAGCCAGGCGGCUCAGUUUGCUGAAGUGCUACAAUGAAAACCAAGUAGAGCAGCUCGAAAAACCACAAAAAAGGUGCAUAGGAUUGGGUAAUGGUCAGCGGAAGUCAAAAGCGUAUGAAGAGUUUGUGCUGAAGCAUCGCUUGGUGUUGAAAAAUGAGUUGAAGUUAUGCGAACGUGCUACUCAACGUAUCCUGGGCUACUCCAAUAACUUUCUACACAAAAGAUUGAAAACUGAUCCUGAGAAAAGAAAACGAGUUAAAAGGACUAAAGGGAAGGGAGCCCUGGGACUGUUGAAACCUAUUGCCGAACUUGUGAAGGAGAGAUGUUGCAUGGACAACUGUGUCUUGAUGGCACACACUCAUGGGCAUUUGCUUCACGUUUGGAGGGAACGUGCCUCAAAAGGACAGGCUGAUGCACGUAGAGUCCUAGCAGAGAUGUUGACACCUUCAGGUGGCUCACAUUCGAAUUGCUACAGGUUCAUCAGCUGGGUGACAGGCUGCAGUCACAGCACCAUUAGCCGAGUCAACGAGCAGAUGAGGAGGACAGGAGGUGAGCGGGAGCCCCCUCCCCACGGGCUGAAAAAGUGUUGGAAGGGAAAAUCAAAGGCACAGGGGAUGACCAGCACAGAGCAAAUGAACGCAAGUGCAAACACAGCAGACUUCCUAAACUUUGCUUCAUCUGUUGUCAGUUCAGGACCUUCCUUCCUAGAAACCAGCCAGGUCUCCAUGGGCAAUAGGUCACUGCCAGUGGAGCUCUCCUCUCUCCCAAACAGUCAGGUUCUGUUACAAGUCCAGCAACAACAAAUUGAAGCUCUGAAGAAACAGGUUCAGCUCCUUCAGCAGCAACAACAACUGCAGCUGCAGUGGGAAGUCACAAGGGCCCAACCCCAACCUCAGCACGGGCAGAUCUUUGGAACACCGCAUACCCUCAUCCCUCAGACGCGCUCUGCACAGCAGCCAAGCAGUGUGAUUACUCAAUGGCAACCAGUAGGAUUGCAAGCCAAAGCAAUGUCACAGCAGUGCCAUGUAUCGAAGGAAGGACUGACAGUUGCACAGAUACUACAGAAUCCUGGCCACCACCAGAUGGUGAACCCCAUGCAAUGCAUAGGACUUCAAAAGAAUGAUCUUCAGGCUGUUCAGUGCCAAAUUCAGCAAGACCAGCAGAGAAACCAACAAUUCAGUACUGUACAGCUGUUAGAUUGUGGGACAGUUGAUGGCUUGGUCUGUAACCAGUCGGAUGCACAGCAAGAAGUACUCCAACAUUCUCCUAUUCAGAAGAACUCUCUGACUCGGUGCUACAGCACAGAAGAGCAAUCCCGGAAACAGCUGGGUCCUUCAAACCUUCAGCAAGCAGUUCAGCUGAUCACAGUAACUGAGGAUUGUUAGACACCAACAGUACGAGUGCACAUAUAGAUUGUGACUUCACAGCAGAAAGUGUCUUCUCCUGGCCCACGCCCAGCGAUGAGGUGGCUUCCCACGGCUCACAAUGGCAGUAUUGGCCUGGUGCCCGGAGGG
Chiloscyllium plagiosum (whitespotted bambooshark) is the source of this 2024-nucleotide messenger RNA. The record is from RefSeq and is a predicted model, not a curated record. Lineage: Eukaryota; Metazoa; Chordata; Chondrichthyes; Orectolobiformes; Hemiscylliidae.